UGGCACUUUUCGGUCUGACGCUGCUCUGUCUGUCAAGAAACCAGAGUAGACUCCCCAUCUCUUCUCCUGGAUGAAAUGUCUCCGUACCCGAGAGGCACAUGAGUCAUUGAGCCAACCUGAGUCUAAACCCCUUGUAUUUCUACACUGCUCUGAGACUGGAGGACAGGAGAUGAGAGUCUGCGGCGCUCCACCACACCAUGAGUAUCCCGGGUCUGGGAGGACCUAUCGGGGAUUCUCUGGGCUCUAGCCUGACGGGGCGUAUGAGCGGCUGGAGUUCUCUCUCUCUGAAGACAGUUUCCUCCGGGCGGAUCGCCUCUGUAUUCCAGACCAUGGUUCCCACGGGUUACACCAAGCUACAGGAUGAGCGUCUCUCCAUGGUGGACCUCAGCGCCAAACCUGAUGUCGCAUCGCUCCAGAACGGCUACAGACAAGAGACGACACACAUAGAAGGCCGGCGGAUUCUGGACCGGGCCUCUCGCUCCUCUGUGACUUUAUCGGACUCUGGAGAUGGAGGAUACUCUGAAACGGAGCCCAUGCUGGCUGAGAGGAGGCUCUCUGGAGAGGAGGCAGAUGAAGAGGAGGAAGAGGAUGAGGAGGCAGGUCCGGGAUCUGUCGUGCACAAAAUGCCCAAGGAGUCUCUGCUGGCCAUGGCGCUGCAGAUCCUGCUGCCUUUCCUGCUCGCUGGGUUUGGAACUGUGUGUGCUGGCAUGGUGCUGGAUAUUGUGCAGCACUGGGAGGCGUUCCAGUACAUCACGGAGAUCUUCAUCCUGGUACCUGCUCUCCUCGGCCUGAAGGGAAACCUGGAGAUGACUCUGGCCUCAAGGCUGUCCACAGCGGUGAAUGUGGGCAAGAUGGAUUCUCCCAUAGAGAAGUGGAAUCUAAUCAUAGGCAACCUGGCACUGAAGCAGGUCCAGGCCACGGUGGUGGGCUUCCUGGCUGCCGUCGCUGCCGUGACUCUCGGCUGGAUCCCAGAGGGGAAGUUCCAGAUGAGCCACGCGGUGCUGCUGUGCUCCAGCAGCGUGGCCACGGCCUUUAUAGCCUCCAUGCUGCAGGGUUUCAUCAUGGUCGGGGUCAUUGUGGGUUCCAAGAAGACGGGCAUCAACCCAGACAACGUCGCCACCCCCAUCGCCGCCAGUUUUGGUGACCUCAUAACUCUGGCGAUCCUGGCCUGGAUCAGCCAGGGCCUCUACAAGUGCCUGGAUACGUACCCGUAUGUGUCGGGGCUGGUCUGCGCCUUCUUCAUGUGUCUGACUCCUCUGUGGAUGGUCAUCUCCUCCAAACACCCGGCCAGCCGCACCCUGCUGUACUCCGGAUGGGAGCCAGUCAUCACUGCCAUGGUCAUUAGCAGCAUCGGUGGGCUGAUCCUGGACAAAACGGUGUCCGACCCAAAUCUGGCUGGCAUCGUGGUUUACACUCCGGUUAUCAACGGAAUCGGGGGGAACCUGGUAGCGAUCCAGGCCAGCAGGUUCUCCACUCACCUGCACUUCCACUGUGCUCCUGGAGAGGUUCCUGAAGAGGCCAAGGGCUGCUACUACCCCUGCCGCACCUUCUGGGGAAAAGGAGCCAAUCACCGCUCUGCUCAGGUGCUGCUCCUAUUGGUGGUCCCGGGUCACCUGAUCUUCCUCUACACCAUCCACCUGAUGAAGAGCGGACACACCACCCUGACGCCCAUCUUCAUGUCCGUCUACCUGGCUGCUGCUCUGCUGCAGGUGUUGCUGUUGUUGUGCAUAGCGGACUGGAUGGUGCACUCCAUGUGGCGCAGCGGCAAAGACCCCGACAGCUUCUCCAUCCCCUACCUGACGGCUCUGGGGGACUUGCUGGGCACCGCGCUGCUGGCCCUCAGCUUCCACUUCCUGUGGGUCAUAGGGGACCAGGACAGCGACGUGGGCGACUGAGGAGACGACAAGGAGACGAAAAGGCAUCGGAGGUGACGGGACGACACUGACGGCCAUUCCUGACGCCUCUCUUCAUGAGUAAGGGGACGCUCUCUGCUUCCCUUCAACCACAUGCUGGUUUAAAAACUUUUGUUUGUUUUUUGUAUUCCCUUAAAUUUAGACUGCUCUCAGUACGGAUUUCGAUCUGCAUAGUUUGCACAAAAGCACUUGCAUAUUAUAAUGCUGGUGUUAAGAGGAGCAGGAAACCACAGCAGGGAGGACACCUGGCUGUGGUUUACUCAGUUGGAGGUCUUCUACUUUUAAAAAAACCCUCUUUUGUUGGUGAUUAUUUUGGGAAUAAACCUCCCACUGUGUCAGACUUUGUUACCUGCUUUGUGUUUUACUGCUUUGCUACGUCGAGUCAGCGGAGCGACACGGAGAGGCAAGAGAAGAUUAUCAAUACGCCGUGUCAGCAGGUCCACAGGCGGUUAGAAAAAUGAGAUUCAUUUGUAUUGAUGGUCGGAGAAUUUGACAUUUCUUCCAGUGUACAUUUUUCAGUUUACUCAGCCUCUGCAUGUUCUCUUUCCAUAGACUAACAUGCUUUCUACCACAUUGCUUCCACUAACAGUAGGCAAAGUUAGAAAAUCUCUGUUCACGACAAGCACUUCAAUUCAAUGGAAGCUAUCAGAGUUUAUCAUUAUACUGGAUUAGAUUACAUUUAGAGUAACGUGACCCUCCACACACACCUUCUCUCAUGACAACACACAGUUUAAAGGUACUACAAAGUAAAGCAGACAAAUGGGGAAAUUAAAUAACUCUCCGUUACAUUUCCCUUAUCAUACGAACAAGCUGUCUCUACACUGCAAUACAGGAAUAAUGCUGUUUUUCUUAUUUAUCACAUUUUGGGCGACCAUUACUCGGCCUUACUUCUUAUUGGCAGGGACUUGACUACCUGUCUAGCUACAAAGAAUCCGCUUGAGACGACGUUUUGUCACCAAAUUGUGAAUUAAACCCGAACUAAAUUAGCUUGCAUUGUUUUCAAAUACAAUGCAAGAUGGAUCUUAGUACAGAAUGCGAAAAGGGUAGCAAUCAACCGUAUAUUUUCAUCCCCGGCCUUUUGAUAUUAUGUUAAUGUUAACAGCACUUCUCACAUAGAAAACCAUGAAAUGAUUGAUAUAAUGAACCUCCUGCGUUCCCCCUCAUUCAUUCUCUCUGUUUGUUUGUUCUGUCUGUCGUCCUCCUCAGCGGGGGUCCGGUUUAACAAACAGAGCGAGAACACUGUGCCAGUCCAGCAGGAGAAAAAAAAAUCUGACAGUUUCACGCUGGAUGUUUGUUUGCUAAUCACAUCAUGUUUACAGUGCAUGUUCGCAGAGCGUUUACAUGCAUGUAGACGAUUAUCAGCUGUUCUCAUGUUGGCAUCGUCUUCAUUUCUACUCUUUCCGACUGAAUCAUAAUCAUUGUAAACAAAUGUAUUCACAUAUUCACAACAUGCUGUGUAUUUAAAGGUCUGAUAAUAUUGAUCUGGAUUCAGUUCUCUGGUUAUUAUCAAUCAGUUUUUUUGGCUUCAGGUGAGACGACAUGGGGAAAGCCUUACGUCAAAACCAACUCCUUAAUCAAGACAAGCUUUUAAUGCUUUCAUUGCCACACUUUACAAACCAGUGAAUGUGUUUUAUCAAUUUCUGUGUCCAAGCGAGAACUCUUUUCCAAUGAACGACGAUAGCAUUGGCUCCAAAUGUUGCUUAAAAUUAAUAAGAUGGGGUUUAAUUUGCAUAAAGCUCAGUGGUUGUGUCGGCAGCAACAAUGGAGAGACUCGAUUGAAUACAUCUGAGUAAAUCGCUAAUUUUUGUUGCGAGUAGAGAGCGUUCUAACCAGUUUUUUUUACUAAUUUGAAGAGAUAGUGGGGAGGAUUUGACACUUAAAAUUGACCUCAGCAGCAUAGUGUGUGUUCAUGUGAACCAAGUGGCAACAGCCUGUGUUGAAGUGCCAAAAACUGCAGUUAUUAGAACAUCCAUAGGUUAAAAUGCCCAAUUUUACAGCCAAAAUAAACAUAUUUACAACGUGGUACAAAAUCUGUAUUGAUCUCUAUAGCUAAUGUCCCCUUUUCAUGACUGCAUGGGUGCACAUUUUUGCAUAACUCAUCCACUUUUAAAGAUGAUUUGAUUGUUUUAAAGCUUAAAUUGACGCAUUAUUAGGGUUUGAGUGACAGGUUGGAUUAGCAGGUCUCUUCAGAAACCUGAGGGUGAAUUCACGGAGACGACGUCCAUGUUUUCUACUGUCUAUGAUGUGAUGGUGGCUCUUAUCAUCUCCAAUAUGUGCCUCUUUAAAUUCACUGGUUAACAAGGUAUCUCUCCGUCAUGCCAUCAUCAUCGUAAUACUGUGCAAUUAUUUUCAUUUUUGUACCUAAUUUCAGAGUUUCAUCCCAAAAUGAUGUUUUAAUCCCUGAAGCCAGAAGCUAAAUAGUGGAUAUAUCAUUUUGGUGUAAAACAUAACGUUGCUUUUGUGGCUCAAAUGGGCCGAAAAUGUCUAAAUAAAUGUCUCUCAAUUAAAGAAAUCA
Molecule: messenger RNA, 4428 nt
Organism: Trematomus bernacchii (emerald rockcod)
Lineage: Eukaryota; Metazoa; Chordata; Actinopteri; Perciformes; Nototheniidae
Gene: slc41a2b
Product: solute carrier family 41 member 2b
Exons: 11
Coding region: 198-1895 (565 amino acids)
Biological process (GO): monoatomic cation transport
Cellular component (GO): plasma membrane
Molecular function (GO): monoatomic cation transmembrane transporter activity
Source: RefSeq, a predicted model, not a curated record